CCACGCCGGGGUCGGGGCGGGCCCGGCGGCGGCGCGGAGAGCGGCGGCACGGCAGCGCAGCGCAGCGCAGCAUGGCAGGCGAUCACUCCCGCAGCCUGGGCAAGGGCAGCGCGGCCCCGGGGCCUGUGCCCGAGGGCGUGAUCCGGCUCUACAGCAUGCGGUUCUGCCCCUUCGCGCAGAGAACGCGCCUUGUCCUCCGCGCCAAGGGCAUCAGCCAUGAAGUAAUCAACAUCAAUCUAAAGAACAAACCUGACUGGUUCUUUGAGAAGAACCCCUUUGGACUGGUUCCUGUUCUGGAGACUAGCAAGGGCCAGCUGAUCUAUGAGUCUCCAAUUACUUGUGAGUAUUUGGAUGAAGCAUUUCCAGGAAAGAAGCUGCUGCCUUCAGAUCCAUACGAGCGAGCCUUUCAGAAGAUGCUCCUGGAACACUUUUCGAAGCUAACACCUGUUGUCUUCAAGUACUCUGUUGCAGUCAAAGAUGGACAGGACACCUCGGCACUGAAAGCAGAGUUUGUUGAAAAGCUUAGCAAACUUGAAGAGAUGCUGUCCAAAUGCAACACUGUGUUUUUUGGUGGGGACUCCAUCUCCAUGUUUGACUACAUGAUCUGGCCAUGGUUUGAACGUCUGGAGGCAGUACAGCUGCAGGACUCUUUGAGUCACACUCCAAAGCUCCAACGCUGGAUGGAGGCCAUGAAGGAAGACCCAGCUGUCAAAGCUACAAUGACUGAUCUGCAGACAUAUAAAGACUAUCUCCAGCUCUAUUUGAAGAACAGCCCUGAGGCAUGUGAUUAUGGGCUCUGAGUUGCCAGUGGGCACAUGCUUCUUAAAGGAGCAGUGCCUUUUUUGGGUGAGAGCUGUGGGGAUGUAGUGCAGUUCGGUGUAAGCUCUUCAUGGUUUGUUUUGCAGUAGGAAUAAAAUCUGUGCUGAAAAGGCUGAGCAACUGGUCAGGAGGAGGAUAUGCUAGCUUCAGGUGGGAGGGGGAAAGUCACUGCUUGCAAUGUGCAUUAUGUAAAGAAAAAUUUAUCUUGACUAAGAAAUGACUCUAAUUUCUUCUCAGGCAUUGCUGUUGGGUAGUCACUGAACCCAUAUGAUCAGUUAGUUUAAAAAAGUGUAAUCCUGGUGUCUUGAAAAUAAAGAAAGCAAGCAAACAA
Messenger RNA from Rhea pennata, 1150 nucleotides. RefSeq names its product glutathione S-transferase omega 1 (gene GSTO1). Gene Ontology annotation, cellular component: cytoplasm. The transcript is spliced from 6 exons. The record is from RefSeq and is a predicted model, not a curated record. Gene Ontology annotation, biological process: glutathione metabolic process. Lineage: Eukaryota; Metazoa; Chordata; Aves; Rheiformes; Rheidae. The coding region runs from base 72 to 800 and encodes 242 amino acids. Gene Ontology annotation, molecular function: glutathione transferase activity; glutathione dehydrogenase (ascorbate) activity.